This is a messenger RNA of Colletotrichum spaethianum, 2565 nucleotides long. RefSeq names its product DNA topoisomerase 2-associated protein pat1. The record is from RefSeq and is a predicted model, not a curated record. Gene Ontology annotation, molecular function: RNA binding. Bases 1 to 2565 code for a protein of 854 amino acids. The transcript is spliced from 2 exons. Gene Ontology annotation, biological process: deadenylation-dependent decapping of nuclear-transcribed mRNA; P-body assembly. NCBI's taxonomy places the organism in Eukaryota, Fungi, Ascomycota, Sordariomycetes, Glomerellales, Glomerellaceae. Gene Ontology annotation, cellular component: P-body.
AUGUCCUUCUUCGGUUUCGACCCGACGCGCCCGAGCCACAACACGGCGGCGCCGGGCUUUUCUCAAGCCCACGAUCCUUUCGCUGGCCUCUCUCGCGGUAACACCGAAGACGACGAUGCUGUCGAGUUCGACGACACGUAUGAUGGUCUAGGCGAUCAGCUUGAAGAGAGCGGCGAUGCUUUCAACGACGACACUUUCGGAGGCGGUGGCAACGACACCAUCUCUUCUGCCCCCGUCGGCAAGGACUUUGACUUCUUUGGCCAAACAGCCAAAGUGUCGGAUGCUAUCGAAGAAGAGCAAGUCCGCUACAGCCGCCAGGUCCCCACGGCGAAGCCAGCCCCCGCCCCGGCGUCGGUCCAACAGCAACAGCACUACCAGCAGCAGGCUCAGCCUCCGCCGAACUACUACUAUCAAAGCCAGCAGGCUCCCAGACCUGUCCGCACCGGCUAUGAGAAGUACCAAGAGGCAGAGCCUAUCCCCGACCUCCAUGUCGACGCAUCACUCUGGGGCAUGCCUUCCAAGAAACCCAUCGUCCCGGAGCCUUCGCCGCAGCCGCAAGCUGCCUCUGCUAGCCGCAAGGUGAUGAGUCUGGAAGAGGUGGAAAAGGCAAUGCGAGAGCAGGCUACCAAGCGAACGGCCCAUCCUGCUCUUUCAGAGUCUGCGCCGGGCGCUCAGGGCUAUCCGGCCGAUCGGGCUGAUUACGGCUAUGGCCGACCGGAGCCUGCUCAACAGCAAUCCUUCCAGGGCGUCGAGCAUCAUCAGCAACGUGCUGGUCAGGCUCCCCAGCACGCCGGCCAUGGCCACCCUGUUACCAUCCUUCAGCGACCCCAGUCUAUCACCUCGAAGCCCACGCCGCCUAUUCAAAGCACCCCCAGCCCUCUUGCUCAACCCCCCCACUCUCAAGCUCCGCCUACGCAGCCGACUCAGAUCUUGCAGAACCCCAAUAGGCUUUCGGGCGAUGCCGCUCGGAUCGGGGCACAUGGCCAGCCGCCUCACGGUCAGCACCAGGCCCAUCGAUCGCAAGGUUCCAUGGGCCGUGUCCCUCAGGUCGCCCAGCAGCAGCAGCAGCAGCAGCAUCUUGCUCACCUCUCCGAAGAUGAGAAGGCUGCGUACCUCGACCAAGAAACUAAACGUGCUAAACGCAACCACAAGAUUUGGCUCUUGUCCAAGGACAACGGCCUCAUGACGCCUCAGGACAAGAACUUUGUAACUCGUAUCCAACUGCAGCAACUGGUAUCGGCCACUGGCAACCCUAUCGAUCAGACCAACGACGACUCCCUGACUGAGGACUUUUACUACCAGGUACUGAGCCAGAUCCGCGGUGGCCAGCGCCAGAACCCGAACCAACCUCUGAACAACUUCGCCCAGACCUACCUAUUCCAGACUGGAAGUCGCCAGGGCAACAUGAGAAGACAGGGACGGGCUGCCGAGAACCAUGUUCAGCGGAUGGAACAACAAGUUCAGCGUGCCGUCGAGGCUGCCAAGAACAAGCCCAAGAACCCUCAGUUGGUCAUUGCUGGCAGUCUCGGAAAGAUCUCCUUCAGCAACGCCAAGACACCGAAGCCCCUUCUCAACAUCAAACGAACCGACAGCAGCGGGGACGCUAACCGUCCUGGCAAUGGCAAGCGUCAUGGCGAUUCGAAUGGUCUGGAUCGCAAGGCUAUUCUGCGAAACAUCGAAAAGGUCUACAAUACCAUCAUGAAGAUGGAGGACCACGCCCGCUUCAUCCCUCCCCCGCCUGCCAAUGGCAAUGACGAAGAGUUCCACGUCAAGCACCAGGCGUGGUUGGAGACAGCCCAAGCGCUCAACGCCCAGCUCUGGAACGACCUCAAGGUUCACGAGCCCAUCGGUGCGACUACCAUCCACCCUUUCAUCGCGUUCCUAUCGUUCCCUAAGGGCAAGAAGGCCAUUCCUCGUGUCUUCCGACACAUCAGCUUCGAACAGCGCACCACGAUCUUGACCAUGAUCAUCAUUCACCUCGACCAACUCGAUGUGGUCUACGGUGCUCAGACUACUGACGGCGAGGUCAGCCUCAACGCUGCUAUGCGCGAGAGCAUUGAACUCUUCUCUGCCGCUGUGAUGCCGAGCCUGUUUGCUUACUUCAACGAGACCGAGCUUGAUAUCGUGACGGGUGUUCUUGGUCUUAUUAGCACCAAGCUGAACAUCGACCUCAUUGCCAAGACACGUGUGGGUUGCUCGAUGUUGACUCUGAUUCUGAGCAGAGCCGAAUUGUUAAAGCAAGGUGGUGGCGGUACUCCGCAGCUGUGGGCUGAAUGGGAGCAAACCUUCAACUUGUUCUUCAACAAGCUUGAGCCUACUCUUCAUCACAUCUUCCCUGGCAGCGUCAAUACGGGAGAAGACGUCGUUGUUUGGCAGCUUCUCGCAGCUGUUGGUGUCAGCGCCAACCCCGAACAGCAGCAGCGCCUGGUUCUUGCUGUCAAGGACCGUGUGCUCGAUACAGUCGCUCACGCAAAGACGCUUCCUGGCGCUAUGGCAACUACUCGGUUGGCUACUGUCAACCUCUUCAUGCACUCCAUUGGCUUGGAUGUUGAAUUGCUUCAGUAA